GACAGAGCCUGGGCAUUCCAAAUAAUACUGGGGGACUGACUGACUGACUGAUAUAUUACCUGGAAACUGCUCAUUCACAAUACAGCUACAGUGAGGGCAACGACGACGACAACGGCAGUUCCGGAAAAAUGGUUCAGAUUUCCCAAAGCGAGGAGGAAAUUAAAAUCUCUAUUGAAUUAAACAGAUUGGUAACAAGAAAGCCAGAUGUUGUGCUCCUGCCGCAGUAUAUAAAGUUCAACAAUCCGCCAAUAUUCUUUGAGCGGCAUCUUGCCCAGGAAAUUGAUGAAACGGCCAGUUACUGUCGCAUUUUCAAGCAUGAGGCGCGUAUUGUGCUCAUUAAGAAACAUCUGGGGAUCUGGCCGGAACUGUUCCAGAAGCUGGACAAGGAAGCUUUGAUGAAAAAGCGCCUGGAAAUUGCCGAUCAGAUUGUGGAACGCAACAAGAAACGGGACGAGAUGGCUUUGGAGCGAUAUGAAAAUAAGCGACGCGCCGAAAUUGAGAAGGAAGUUAAGCGUGAAGACGACAUGAGAGUUCGCAUCAAGAAAUUCCAGGAGACCUCCUGCCAAGAGGCUCUUAUGGUGGGUGUGCGUAAAGCAACGCAUGUCAAGCCCAGCUCGCUGCAUGGCAACAACUCCAUUGACAACGGCAACAACAAACAGCAGCCGGCGGUGGACGUACGACAGGCGACGCCGGUGGUACGAUAUCAACCACCACUUGCAAUGUCAGCAGUGCGUGGCAGUGGACGUAUUAGUGUGAGCUUCUCCAGUCAACAUAAGAUGAAUACGCCUAAGCGCGAAUCCCAGGAGGGAAUGCAGAUGCCCUUCACUAUACAUGACAAAUUAAAUGGAAAUCCACCGACCCGAGAGAAAACUCCAAUGGAAACGCUCGACGAGUGAGAAAGCAUUUACAGCAAAUUAAAAUUAAAGGUGUGUGUGUGGGGGGUGUGUGUUUGACUAAGGGGUUCGUGUAUGCAUGUCUGUAUAUGUAUGUGUAACACUUCUAACUGACGAAAAUAAAUGUACAUUGUAACAUCA
Messenger RNA from Drosophila hydei, 1034 nucleotides. RefSeq lists its product as uncharacterized. Lineage: Eukaryota; Metazoa; Arthropoda; Insecta; Diptera; Drosophilidae. Gene Ontology annotation, biological process: inner dynein arm assembly; cilium movement; outer dynein arm assembly. Bases 129 to 896 code for a protein of 255 amino acids. The record is from RefSeq and is a predicted model, not a curated record. The transcript has a single exon.